Molecule: messenger RNA, 1502 nt
Organism: Panicum virgatum (switchgrass)
Lineage: Eukaryota; Viridiplantae; Streptophyta; Magnoliopsida; Poales; Poaceae
Product: plant cysteine oxidase 1-like
Exons: 3
Coding region: 374-1258 (294 amino acids)
Molecular function (GO): oxidoreductase activity, acting on single donors with incorporation of molecular oxygen, incorporation of two atoms of oxygen
Source: RefSeq, a predicted model, not a curated record
CUGGUAUCACCGCCCCGCAUCGUCCUGACCUCCGGGCGAGGCCCCCACACCAAUACCAUUCCGCCUGCGCCGGCCGGGAGCUAGCUCUGCUUGCUAGGCUGCUCUCUUUAUACGCGAACGCGGCGCGCCUGCCUUCGUUCCAGUCGCCCGCGCGCAUCGGCGCAUGCUCCGGCUUGGGCUUACCCGUCUAGGUUUAGCUCCGUCCCCCUUCCGCGCCGCGGUUCUUGCUGCUGGUUUCGUCGGCGCGCGAGAGAAGAUCGAUCUCCUUGUGAUUUGAUCUGAUCGGAUCGGAUCGGAUCGGUCGCGGGUUAAGCUAGCGUCGUCUUCGGUUCCGGCGUCUACUGCUCGUCUAUUAGCUGCCGCGUCGGGUCAGAUGACGAAGAUGGCGGUGGUGAAGGGGCGGAGGGAUGCUAGCAGCAGGCGGCGGCUGAGCGCCGGCGUGAGCGUGCGGCCGCGCGUCCAGGUGGACGCGAAGGUCGCGCCCGCGCCGACGCCGCUGCUCCAGCGGCUGCUCGCGGCGUGCCGCCGCGCGUUCCGGGGCCCCGGGACCGUGCCGGCGCCCGACGACGUCGCCCUCAUCAGAGGCAUCCUCGACAAGAUGGGACCAAAAGACGUGCACCUGAGCGCCGUCACCAAGGCCGCCGCCGAUUCCGGCGUCCAGAGACGGCGGCGUCCGAUCAUCACGCGCACCACCAUCCACGAGUGCACAAACUUCUCGAUCGUGGUCUUCCUCCUGCCCCCGGGCGCGGUCAUCCCGCUGCACGACCACCCGGGGAUGACGGUGUUCAGCAAGCUGCUCCACGGCUCGCUGCACGUCACCUCCUACGACUGGGCCGCCGCCGGCGCGGACUCCCAUGGUCGUCCGGCGGCGAGGCUGGCGAGGCUGGUGCUGGACGCCGACCUCCGCGCGCCGUGCGGCGCGCUGGUGCUGUUCCCGGAGUCCGGCGGGAACAUGCACCGGCUCGCCGCGGCCACGGCGUGCGCGGUCCUCGACGUGCUCGGCCCGCCCUACUCCGGCCACCGGGACUGCACCUACUACCGGGACCUCCCGUACUCCCAGCACCGCCUCCUUGCCCGCUGCGAAGAUGAUGGUGAGGCCGCCGCCGGCGACGACGACGUGCGUGCCGGUGCCGCCGCGGGUGAUGAUGAGCAUCGUCGGCGUCAGGGGGCGCGCCGCCGCCUGGGGUGGCUGCUGGAGACGGGCAGGCCCAAGGAGCUGGAGAUGUACGAGCUAGGUUGCCGCGCAGGGGAGCUGUAGCUCCAAUCCUAGCUACAGAAGCACCGGCGGGCCUGCUGACAGCAGAGAUCGAUCAGAUGGUGCAGCUAGUCGCGCAGAUGCAUGAGCUACAACCUACAAGCAAUUACUCUACGUGUCCUUCGUAAUUCGUUGGCUCGUUGCCAACAGCAGCUUCAGACUUUCAGUGUACGCAGCACAGACGACCUUCCGGCCGGUCUGCUUGUAAUUACGUGUUGGAAAGAUUGGUAUCCAUCGUGUGCGAACA